Molecule: messenger RNA, 915 nt
Organism: Trichosurus vulpecula (common brushtail)
Lineage: Eukaryota; Metazoa; Chordata; Mammalia; Diprotodontia; Phalangeridae
Product: complement component 1 Q subcomponent-binding protein, mitochondrial-like
Exons: 1
Coding region: 10-915 (301 amino acids)
Biological process (GO): cytosolic ribosome assembly
Cellular component (GO): mitochondrial matrix
Source: RefSeq, a predicted model, not a curated record
GUUUCGGUCAUGGCCCGGUUGCUGCUGCCCCUGCUGCUGCGCCCUGCAGCCCGGGCCCUGCGCCCCACAGCCCUCCCGACGCUGCGCCCCGCCGUGGCCACCGCCCCCCGCGCCUUUGGAGGCUUCCUGGGAGGAGGAAUCGCCAGCGGGCCGGGGCCCGCGUGCCCCUGCCUCCUGCAGCCUCCCCAGAGCGCGCCCGGUCUAUGCUCGUGCACGUGCGGGGGACUCCACACCGAGGGGCACAAGGCCUUUGCUGAAUUCUUGACAGAUGAAAUUAAAGAGGAGAGGAAAAUCCAGAAACACAAAUCCCUCCCCAAGAUGUCUGGGGAUUGGGAACUGGGUGUGCAAGGGACAGAAGCCAAGUUAGUCCGGAGAUUAGCUGGUGAGAGGAUCACAGUCACAUUCAAUAUUAACAACAGUAUCCCACCGACAUAUGAUGAGGAGCCACCAGAGGGACAGAAAACCCAAGGACAGCAAGAGCCUGAACUUACAUCAACCCCGAACUUUGUGGUGGAGGUUGUGAAGGACGAUACCAAGAAGGCCCUUGUGCUGGACUGCCACUUUCCAGAGGAUGAGGUUGGACAGGAAGAAGAGGAUGAGAGUGACAUCUUCUCCAUCCGGGAAGUUAGCUUUCAGCCCGCUACUGAAUCUGACUGGAAGGAUACAAACUACACACUCAACACAGAUUCGCUGGACUGGGCCCUCUACGACCACUUGAUGGACUUCCUGGCUAACCAAGGGGUGGACAACACGUUUGCAGAUGAACUGAUCGAGCUCAGCACUGCCCUAGAGCACCAGGAGUACAUCAACUUUCUGGAAGAUCUGAAAGGGUUUGUCAAGUGUCAGCAGGAAGGCCUGAGGCUGCCAGCCGUGCAGGACACCCAGAGCCCUUCCUUCCAAGAGAAUGUUAUCUAG